Molecule: messenger RNA, 4350 nt
Organism: Dicrocoelium dendriticum
Lineage: Eukaryota; Metazoa; Platyhelminthes; Trematoda; Plagiorchiida; Dicrocoeliidae
Source: the annotation of a GenBank genome assembly
AUGCAACACAGACGGUAUCAACUGUAUGGUUAUGCAGAGCUUCUGAAUGAUGCAGAUUUUUGUCUUGUUUGUAUACAUCAGAACUCGGCACGAUUUCAAGCGUGCAAUUUGCAAGCAUUUUCGGAAACUGUCACUGGGCUUGAAUGUACGCAACUGCUAGGUCAAAGCGUUAUAAAUUUGAUAUUUAGAUACACCAUGCUGUCGGUCAAAACCGACUCGGAAAACCAGACGAAGAAGCCGCCCCAAACGCGCGGCUCCAAGUUUCCACGCGGAAGGCAGGGAACAACACAGUUCGGUCGUCGCAAUAGUCGGCAAGGAAAGGAAUAUGUUCCACCUAGUGAGCCUGAAGUGAAGGCAGGGACAAAGGGGAUUUUGCCUUCCGGAAAAAUUCAGACCGCUAAAUUGGUUCAAGUCUCGACGGAACAUGUUCGCACCUCUCCACAUGAACACUUAUCCGGUUCUGCAGCAGAAGGUCACGAUUUCAACAACGGAGGUCCGUUCACGGUAAAUUUAAGCAAGGUGGAUUUCCAAAAGACUAAACAACAGGCCAGAUCGUCUAACAGAUUCACGGUUAUGCGACCACGCAGCAUGAUAAACCCUGACGUCAAAGAAGUCAAAUCGGACCCUCGGAGAACCACGAAAGCGACGGCUUCGAUGGGGCGUACCAAAGAAGCUUGUGCAGCAGUGGCAACUAGCAGCUGGUCCUCGGAUCGGGACACUACGAGCGGCUCCAGUCGGGUAUCCAAAUCAGCAAAAGGCGGAAAAAGUUUAGCACAACAGAACUGCAUGAUUCCAAAACCUCAGGUUCAGCCGAAGUCCGCUCAAGUUAACGUACAGAAAAUGACAAACCAUCCCAAGAUUUUCCGAAACGAUAAAUCUUCCAGUAGCACGCACUUGUCGGAGUCUCAAGAUAAACGGUGUUCAUCCGCUUUGCCACUUAACAGCGAGUUGUACAACCGUCUUGCUAUGAGUGUCGAUAAUUAUAUUGGGAAAGAGCAACAAUGCAGUGGUAGAUCUCGGCGCACAUCCGACUGUGUGCCCCUCAAGAUAAAGGUGAGUGAUUCGCGCCAGAAAGAACUGAGCAACAUGAGGAACGUCACCAGGAAUUGUGGUAACAUACUAAACAACACAGGAUCUUCACUAUGCAUGGCCGAACGAUCAUCGUUCAAUUCUAUUAAACAAGAUUCGCCCAUUUGUUCAAGAUCACAGCAUUUGGUCACUGCAACCAUGGAUUAUUUCGGGGACAGUGAGGAGGACGAUGUGCUCACACCCGACCGCUCACCAAAGUACUUCAGACAGCGAACCAAUCGUGAUUUUGAUAAGGCGCAAAGGAGGAAGCUGUGUGGCGCCUCACUAAUGGACAUCCCCACCUUUGACAACGGACAGAUACCGGCACUUUCUGGUGCAGACGGCUUGGCGUUUAAGGGCUUUCCGUCAGAUGAUCAACACCUCCGUUUUGUGCGAAACAAACAUACAGCUUUCUGCAACUCAACACCUGACAUGCGCCGCGUGGGAAAAGUGGCAACGUCGCCAGUCAUUGUGCCGCAUCCACCAACUCACAACAACCAGUAUCCGUUGCAAGAUUUUGCUCACAGAUAUGGGGCCCUUGCAGGAUCGAUGAUUGACGGUCUACUGGAGGAAGAAAAUGAAGAUGACACUGAAUCUGACAUAUAUGAACCUCCACCGCCAGCUCCACCUCUGUCACUGGUACGAACGCGUGGUGACUCAUGGUUUGUCAGUCCUAAACAACCUUACGUGUGCACCUCGCCUGAGUUCCAUAGUCCCGAUUUUACUCAAAGUCGAUUGGCUGUGCGAGGUCAGAGUAUGUUCCGGUCCCAAAUCUACCGACCAUUAGAAUGGAAUGACGUGGUGGAAUCCAAUCACUCGUGCUUUCUCGGUAGCCCGGAACACGACCAACGUUCACCUGGUGGCAGCGUCACUCUCCGUGGCCCUGUCGUCCACGUGACUCGUCCAGUUAAACAACGUCAGGGAAUGAUGGCAAAUCCUGGUCAGCUUGCUAAGCUGUCUUCUCCGGACACUUCAACCGAAGACAACACAAUGGAGCACUCGUAUGAAGGAACGAAAGUUGCCCCACAUGAACUGUUCUGGAAACUUCCGCCGCAAUCCAAGGAAGGAGAUCACGAACGAACCAUAGUCAUCAGUAACCCCCAACCGCGCACAGAAAGAAGGGUGCAAGCGGAGAUUUCUCCAGCUUGGUUAUCAGAAAGCAGCAGAGUGGUGCCAAUACCAGCUCCAGAGCGUGUCCAUUGUUGCCCACCAAUACUUCUCGAAACCCAGCUCCCAGUAGAACAGCCACAAUCUCCAAACAGUUCUCAUCUGAUGACCUAUGGACAUGGCCGUGCGUGGUCACUCCUGAGCCCUACCUCUCCGAGCCAAUACGCAAUCGAACAGUCACCGUCUGUUAGUCGAAGUCUCCCUCGCAACGGCGAAAUUAAUAGGUUCAAUCCAAGCCCGUGCUCACCAUCCUCCUUCUUAGAAAGGCUUCCGAAACCAGCUGUGCAAUAUACAUAUCAAAUACGUCCCCAGAAAACAUCGUAUGCAAACACCUUCCCAUUUAGAGUGAGAUCAGAUUUGGAGCUGAGUGAUGUGAGCUGUUUCUCAGAUCCAAUCGACCUCCAUCCGGAUUCAUACAUAAGAAGUCGACCAAACUUCCGUUCCGGUUUCGGUGGUAACUACUGCAGACCGGAUGCCGGAAUCCAAAAAUCCGAGAAUAAAUACAGUCGCUCAAUUUCCCUGGAGCGUUCACAGAUGCGUUCACCAAAAUCCCCAUGUGUGGCAAAUCGACAGUUGGUUGGUGCCCACAGUUCGAGUGUGAAUAAACCGGUACAUACGACCAACAGAGAUACUCCUAGCCGAACAGCUGAUUCACAAAGUGUAGAAACUGAUCAAAUCAGCCCGACGCUGUCCAUAAGUCGUGGGUUGUUCUCCCCUAAGGUGGUCUCCCCCACUACUACCUGGAUCGAGAAGACGGAUCGAGAGAGACGAUUAGAUGAGAAACUACUCCAAUUAAUUGACCAACUACCAGCGUACAAACAAAACGAGAUGAUUCUGGUGUUGCUCACGCUCUGUUCUCGGAAUCAGCAAUCUGGUCACAACGAGGGAUUGCACUUCAGGCUGAGGGAAGCGCUGCAGCUGUUGCAACCACAGGCUAGUGAGAAUGGGAACCUUCGUCAGGUCGAGUGUAAUUGUAGAACGAUAAGCUGCGUUUCCCCGGGAGUUGGGUCGAGCAAUGUACCGAAUACACUGGAUUCUGACAGAUUUCCAAAAGCGGCCGGCGAUACGCGAAUGACCCAAUCAUGUUACCAGACUACAGACUCGCGGGACUCUGCGGUUGAUUUACAAAGUUUGGAGGGAAUCAGUACUCCCACGUUGAACGGUCAUCCACGCGAAUCGCUUACGACCGCUUCAAGCACAUCGAUCGACUCUACGUCUGAUGCGGAACCCACCGCUUCGCAUGCGUCAAGCACAAGACUCGCGGCUAGGAUGGACAACGGUGAUGGCACAGUACCCAGGGUGAAGACAGUAUUACGUCGUUUGGCGCGGUGUCUCGCAGUCCGUAUCGCCCUCAAGCGUCAGCAUUUAGCAGAAGCACAUCAAUAUGUGGCUCGCAAUACAACUGAAGAAAGAUGGCUCCGGAACAAGCUGAACGAAUUGUUCACCAUGAACUACGCUACACCCCACAUACCAUCAGCCACGUGCUCCCGUUGUGACAGCAGCUACACCGCCAGCGAACCGUCCGAUAUUCCAACUGCUCAGGUUGUAACUCGAUUCGACCGGUGGCAUAACAAUAUCGUAUCUGUGCUUCAACUUCUGUGUCAACUCGCUCGUAGAUUGGCUUGGAUCGACGCGCAGUUAGUCAGUGUAAACAAAAGAGAAGGCGGACCGAACCGCUGGUUCAGAAGCGCUGACACGGUACUUCAUCUGUCAGACACCCAACCUUCGAUUGAGCAUCUCAAGAAUCAGAAAUCGGCUUUGCAAGCUAAAAUUAAGGAAGCGCAAGAACUUCGUGCUGGUUUGGAAACAUGUCGCAUUCGAUUGUUGGAGAACAUACCUCCAGGGCUGAAAGUUGAGGAUCCCAAUACCUUUGAGCCCCUUUCCAACGGAACAUCCGCUCCACCCGUCUUCGACAAAGCGAAUGCGACAUUACCACACACCCACUCCGAUACGCUACAGAUUCGACCGUCUGUAACUUUACGCGAACGGAUAACGGUGCAUUUGAACAACACUCUAAAUUGGCUGAUCACUUCUCAGAUUCUCGAUACGGAAAUCCGAGUGGACCAAGAUCUACAAGAUGCCAUACAAGAUGAGCUGAGAUACGAUGUGAACUAA